GAAAAAAAUUGUUUCUUUUGAAAGUUGGGGCCCUAUAAAUGUCCAAUCUCUAUCUUCUGCUCUCCUACUUGGUAAUAACGCAAAGGCGGAGCUCUGACAUGACAUCUCGCUCCAACGAAGCUAUUCCGGGUCACCCCAUUGUCCUUGGUUGUGGUCAACUUUGUUUGGAUUACUUAGUUACUGUACCGUCUUUCCCAGUUCCCGACCAAAAGAUCCGAUGCACGAGCUUCAAGGUUCAAGGAGGUGGAAACACUGGGAAUACUUUGACAUGCGCUGCUCGUUUGGGUUUGGCUUCUAGGAUCUUAGCUAAGAGCAUCUCCAAUGGUGUUAUCCACCAUUGGAAUCCUUAGUAAUAAAAUAUUUUUUUUUUUUGCUUUUUGAAUAUUUAAGGAUUUUACACUAAAAUGUAUGUACAAUGGUGUUACUCAAUAUAGAGUCCUUAGGAAAUUUUUUUUUCAUACAAAAAAUGUUCAAUUCCAUUCAUUUAUUUAGAAGUCUGAUGAAUACUAAAACAUACUAUUGAUGAUGACCAUGUAAUAAAACAGAGAAUGAGAUGCUCUGUUUUGCUAUACAAACACACAGAGAAUGGGAUUCUCUUUAACUGAGUUAAGAAAGUAUCAAAAGUUACCGUAGUUGUUAUGAUGAAAGACAUGAAGACACAAAUCAGAACCAACUCUCCAUAACCGAACUGUCUUGUCUUUAGAAGCUGAAAGAAGCAACUGCAAACACACAAUUU
Raphanus sativus (radish) is the source of this 736-nucleotide messenger RNA. RefSeq lists its product as uncharacterized. The record is from RefSeq and is a predicted model, not a curated record. The transcript is spliced from 3 exons. The coding region runs from base 39 to 350 and encodes 103 amino acids. NCBI's taxonomy places the organism in Eukaryota, Viridiplantae, Streptophyta, Magnoliopsida, Brassicales, Brassicaceae.